Molecule: messenger RNA, 3490 nt
Organism: Mustela lutreola (European mink)
Lineage: Eukaryota; Metazoa; Chordata; Mammalia; Carnivora; Mustelidae
Gene: RUSF1
Product: RUS family member 1
Exons: 13
Coding region: 661-2067 (468 amino acids)
Source: RefSeq, a predicted model, not a curated record
UAAGCAAGCACUUGACAGAAUGAGCCCUGGGUGCUGUAUGCAACUGACGAAUCACUCCAUUCUACCUCUGAAACGAAUACAGUGCGUGGUAACGAAGUAGAAUUUAAAUUUUUUUUAAAGAAGGGAAGAAAUACCGCUCUUGCAGUCUUGGGAGGCCCAGGACCUCGGGGAUCAUUUAGUCCACCUUCUCACCACGCAUUCGUGGGGUCUUUGUUCAUUCGUUGUAUCUUUCAAACGCCUAUUAUGCGCUGGGUGCUGGGGAUACAGCACGGAGUAAGGUAUAGUCCCUGCUCUCGAAAUAAAGGCGGCAUCUAGGGCCCGGGCAGGACACGGACUGGCCCCGCCGUGGUACUAGGUCCCUUCCUUCUGCCCCUAGCUGACGGCUGCAGAUCCCAGGCAUGCAGGUAUCUCCAGGACGGGGCAGCUAGCGGGCUCCCAUGGCUCCAGAGGUCCGGCGACAAACGCUACAGAGAACAAAAGCCGACAGCAGCCCUGGCGUGUCCGCAGGAGGCAUCGCGGUGUCCUGGGCGGCGCGAAGGCGCACGCAGCGGCCGGCGGCGUCUUCGCGGAGGAAGGUUGCCCCUGCACAGCCGCCGUACGGAGCCGGAAGCGUCGAUCCGCCACGGUCCGCGCCGCGAGGCCGCGGAGGAAGGUUCCGAAAUGGCUGACGGCGCGAGUCGCGAGCCCCAGCUGUGCUCGGAACAGUUCGGCUCCAGGGCGGCCCGGGGCUGCCUCGCCGCCGCCGACGGGAGCUUGCGGUGGGAGGCUUGGGGGUGGCGCUGGUGGGGGUUCUCUGGGCUCUUCCCAGCCAGACCCCAAGGACGGGAUGGCGGCGGAGGGGCGACCCCCGGGGCGGCUUCCCCACCUCUCUCCGGCCUCUCGACCGUGUUCCUGCCGCAGGGCUUCCCCGACAGCGUCAGCCCGGACUACCUGCCCUACCAGCUGUGGGAUUCCGUACAGGCCUUUGCUUCCAGCCUCGCGGGCUCCCUGGCCACCCACGCGGUCCUGCUGGGCAUCGGGGUGGGGAACGCAGAGGCUUCCGUGUCCGCGGCCACGGCCACCUGGCUGGUGAAAGAUUCAGCUGGCAUGCUGGGCCGCAUCAUCUUUGCCUGGUGGAAGGGGACUAAACUGGACUGCAACGCCAAGCAGUGGAGGCUCUUUGCUGAUAUCCUCAACGAUGUAGCCAUGUUCCUCGAGAUUAUGGCUCCCAUAUAUCCAAUGUUUUUCACCAUGAUCGUCUGUACCAGCAACCUGGCCAAGUGCAUUGUGAGCGUGGCUGGUGGGGCCACUCGGGCUGCCCUGACCAUGCACCAGGCCAGGAGAAACAACAUGGCUGAUGUGUCAGCCAAGGACAGCAGCCAGGAGACCCUGGUAAACCUGGCAGGGCUCCUGGUCAGCCUCUUGAUGCUUCCCCUGGUGUCAGCCAGCCCUGGCUUCAGCCUCGGUUGUUUCUUCUUCCUCACCGCCCUUCACAUCUACGCCAACUACCGGGCGGUCCGAGCCCUUGUCCUAGAGACCUUGAAUGAAGGCCGGCUCCGGCUGGUCCUGAAGCACUUCCUUCAGAGGGGAGAGGUCCUUGGGCCCACUUCAGCUAAUCAGAUGGAGCCACUGUGGACAGGUUGUUGGCCAUCUCUGUCUCUAUCUCUGGGGGUCCCCCUACACCGCUUGAUCUCCAGUGUCUUUGAGCUACAACAGCUGGUUGAGGGACACCAAGAACCUUACCUCCUUCACUGGGACAAGUCACCAAGCCGAGUGCAGGUUGUUCUGAGCCAGACGGCAGGCCCUGAAACCAUCCUGAGGGCUGCCAUACACGGAUUGGUGCUUGAAGCCCUGCAGGGAGAGGGGCCCCUCCCAACAGAACUGACAGAACUGAGGAACCAAGUACGGGCAGGUCCUGAGAAGGACAGCUGGGUCAUUGUCAGAGAGAUACACCAAGUGUUGGACAAGUUAUUCCCAAAGUUCUUGAAAGGACUGCAGGAUGCAGGCUGGAAGACUGAGAAGCACCAGCUAGAGGUGGAUGAGUGGAGGGCCACCUGGCUGCUCUCUCCAGAAAAGAAGAUCUUGUGAGCAGCCCAGAUGGGAGACCCAGGUCCCAGGAUAGAAGCCUAGAGCAAGCACACUUUGGCCACAGCAGGAUGUGGGAACAGCAGCUUUAUUUUUGCUUAGGGGAACUGCUGUGGCACUUUGUCCAAGGUCUCGUGGGCUGUAACUGCCAGUCAGAUGGACGGGGACCCCAGACAGAGACAAGGUGGAGAGAAGGGGAACCAGGGCCUACCCCCUCCCACCAGAGCCUGCCCUCUCCCGCUCCUGCCCUACUCCCUUCUCAGCACUGCAAGGCGCCUCACCCCCAUUCAUUGUGAAGCUGAGCUCUGCCCUGGCUGUAGCUCAUGGUGUCCAGCAGAGUUGGCCUCAGGCAUAAAAGCCCCAGAAGAAUGUGGCCACAGCCAUCAUGAGCAGGGCAUUGACGUUGACCACACGGGCCCAGCUCGAGUCCUCGCUGAUGUCCUCCAGCCGCCUGGCUGCUGCAGCCACCUCCUCCUGGGUAGGGGCUGGGGGACUACCCGCCCCACCCCCACUCAUUCCACAGAACCAGAGCAGGCACCUGCGGAACAGGCCUGGUGCUGGGGACUGGGCCUCUAGGAAAAAUGGACACGGGACAGUGAGUGUGAAGGAACCUGGCUCCCCUAGUCCCUGGCCCCACGUCCUGGAAGAGUGCCUUACCCUCCAUCUCCACAGCGUGCUCCGGACACCCAUUCUGUGUAGGGGGUGAGGUUGGACCUUCCAGCGCAUCGGCAUCCAGGUCCUCUCGCUCCUCCGUGCUGUGCCGCAGACUGAAAACCAGGCGGUGGAGCUGGGGACGCGAGCAGGGACCAAGUGAGAGUGCUGGUCUUCCCCCCGCCCCCGCCCCCGCCCCCGCCCCGGACCCUGAAGUCUCUUGUCUACCUGGACACCUCAGACACCUUAGCUCUCUCUGUCCACCCUGUACGCAUGUUCAGACUCAGCUCAGCAAACCCAGCCUGCCUUGGCUGCCCUUUGCCCUCAGACUAAAGCUGAGCUCUUCAGCUGCGUGUUCAAAGCUCUUGGCCCUGGACAGCCUUGCUUCCUUGCACCAGUCCCUGUCCCCCCUCAAACUGUAGUCCAUUAUAGACUCUAGUCUUCUAGUCCUGCUAACAGUGUUCCUUCCUGUGGAUAUUUGUGCGUAUAGUUUCCUGCUGCUGCCUUUCCUCCACUUCACCUGUGCAGCCCUGCCCGUCCUGUGCAGCUCAUCUGUCCUGGCCCCGUCAUCCCUACCCUGGGGCUCCUGCCCUGCAGCAGCACAAGACCAAACGCUCUUGUGGGCCUUCAGGAUAGUGUUCUGUCCUUCUUAGCCACCAGUCAGAUCUGUGGUUUGAGUCCUGGGGACCACUGCAAGGACUUUGGGAGGUCAUCACCUCCCCCACAGUCUUAAAGCCCACCCAGAACACCUCAAAUAAAUGUCAUUUAAGUAAAA